Molecule: messenger RNA, 1936 nt
Organism: Dromiciops gliroides (monito del monte)
Lineage: Eukaryota; Metazoa; Chordata; Mammalia; Microbiotheria; Microbiotheriidae
Gene: DNAAF10
Product: dynein axonemal assembly factor 10
Exons: 8
Coding region: 108-1181 (357 amino acids)
Molecular function (GO): ubiquitin binding
Source: RefSeq, a predicted model, not a curated record
GGGUCAAACGGUCUCUUUGGUAGAGAGUGGGUAGCCGGGGCUCGUUUCCCACUUAGCGACGGUCGGUUAGCGGUAGUUGGCGGUUGGGCGCUUGCUUCGGUCCUGCCAUGACUGCUUUCGAGAAGCCUCAGAUCAUCGCGCACAUCCAGAAGAGCCUCAACUACACGGUGUUUGACUGCAAGUGGGUGCCCUGCAGCGCCAAAUUCGUGACAUUGGGCAACUAUGCCCGGGGCACUGGCGUCAUCCAGGUCUACGAGAUCCAGCAUGGGGACGUGACGCUGCUGCGGGAGAUUGAAAAGUCCAAGCCUUUUAAAUGUGGAACAUUUGGUGCAGCAUCUCUGCAGAUGAGAUAUCUAGCUACUGGGGAUUUUGAUGGAAACCUAAAUAUAUGGAAUUUGGAAGCUCCACUGAUGCCAGUGUACUCUGUAAAAGGCCAUAAGGAAAUCAUAAAUACUAUAGAUGGUGUAGGUGGCUUAGGAAUUGGGGAAGGAGCACCAGAAAUUGUAACUGGAAGCCGAGAUGGAACCGUGAAGGUAUGGGACCCCAGGCAAAAAGAUGUUCCUGUUGCUAAUAUGGAACCUGUACAAGGAGAAAACAAGAGAGACUGUUGGACCGUUGCAUUUGGCAAUGCUUAUAAUCAAGAGGAACGUGUUGUAUGUGCUGGCUAUGACAACGGGGAUAUCAAACUAUUUGAUCUAAAAAACAUGUCAUUAAGAUGGGAAACAAAUAUUAAAAACGGGGUUUGUAGUGUGGAGUUUGACAGGAAAGACAUCAAUAUGAAUAAAUUAGUAGCUACAUCACUAGAAGGAAAGUUCCAUGUCUUUGACAUGAGAACACAGCAUCCAACCAAAGGGUUUGCCUCUGUUUCAGAAAAGGCUCAUAAAUCUACUGUGUGGCAAGUCCGACACCUGCCCCAGAACAGAGAGAUCUUUAUGACUGUGGGAGGUGCGGGGAGCCUUCAUCUGUGGAAGUAUGAAUAUCCUGUUCAGCGUUCAAAGAAGGAUUCUGAGAAAGUGGAAAUGGGAGUAGCAGGUUCAGUAAAUCUGCUGCAGAAUGUCACCCUGUCAACACAGCCCAUUUCCAGCCUGGAUUGGAGCCCAGACAAGAGGGGUCUCUGUGUCUGCAGUGCAUUUGAUCAGACAGUGAGAGUGCUCAUUGUUACCAAGCUCAAUAAAGUUUGAUUUAAGAACUUUGGGCCUUGGAACUUCCCCGGGAAACAUCUUAGAUUUUAAGAUGUCUGUGUAGAAAGGAUGGUUCUGUUGUCAUCCAUCCAGCAUGACACUCAUGGAACAGAGCUGAGGUUGGCUGAUACAGAAAACAUAAACAAACAUGAAUUGUGGUGGGGGAAGGGAGCGCGUAUGGGAUACAAAGGGCUGUGCCCUCUUCAUCCGAGUGUUGACUUGCCUUCUGCAGCGUGUGGGAGUGGUAGGGCUCUGUGGACGAGCUGUUUCUAGAGCAAAGCAAUGUAUUUUUUAAAUUUCCAACAAAACAUCUCUGUUUUUUAUAAUUUUGCCUUUGUUUAAUGUGUUCUACAUUUCCAAAGUUCCAGGGUUUUUCUUUUACAACUGUAUUUCAUUGUGAUGUAUACACAAUUGUAGUAGACAUCAUUUAUUCUGUUUAAAAGAAUUUGCUUCAGAAAUUAACAUGAAUGAAAUCUAGUAAAUAUAUUCACUCUGUGGCAUUUCAGUGUCAGUUUCUUUGCAGGAUAUUAUUUGAUGUUUAUUUUAUUUAUAAAAACCCAGAGUAGGCCAAUCAUUUUUUUUACUCACCAAUGCUGCUUAUAAAAUAUUAGAAUUUACAAAAAUCACUUUUCACAAUUUAAUAAAAUUACUCUUAUUCUUGAAAGAAGUUCAUUUAAGUUUGUAAGACUUUUCCAUUGUUUAUUAUGAUCAUUUAUGGUUAUUGGAGAUGUACAAGAUUGUGUGGUUUGGGUAGU